Molecule: messenger RNA, 1626 nt
Organism: Nycticebus coucang (slow loris)
Lineage: Eukaryota; Metazoa; Chordata; Mammalia; Primates; Lorisidae
Gene: STAC3
Product: SH3 and cysteine rich domain 3
Exons: 12
Coding region: 204-1298 (364 amino acids)
Biological process (GO): positive regulation of protein localization to plasma membrane; positive regulation of voltage-gated calcium channel activity; skeletal muscle contraction
Cellular component (GO): extrinsic component of cytoplasmic side of plasma membrane
Molecular function (GO): protein binding
Source: RefSeq, a predicted model, not a curated record
CCUGUCAUUUCAGCUCUGACACCAAGGCAAGAGGCUAGGAGGUCUACAAAUAUCGUCUAGGUAGCUGGUGUGAGUACAGAGGGUACUGGGGGGGCUUAGCCCCCAAGGAAGAGGACCAAUCCUUACCCAGCACCACCAUCAAGGCCCCAGGGCCUCCCACUUACUUCCUUCCACAGACUGUGGACUGACUUAGGGAAUCCCAAAUGAUGACAGAAAAGGAGGUGCUGGAGUCCCCUAAGCCCUCCUUCCCAGCAGAGACUCGGCAAAGUGGGCUGCAGCGACUGAAGCAGUUAUUCAGGAAGGGGUCUACGGGGACAAAGGAGAUGGAGAUUCCCUCAGAACCCCAGGCCAAUGGGGAGGCAGUGGGAGCUGGGGGUGGGCCCAUCUAUUACAUCUAUGAGGAAGAGGAGGAAGAAGAAGAGGAAGAGGAACCACCCUCAGAACCUCCUAAGCUUGUCAACGAUAAGCCUCACAAAUUCAAAGAUCACUUCUUCAAAAAGCCAAAGUUCUGUGAUGUCUGUGCCCGGAUGAUUGUUCUCAACAACAAAUUUGGGCUUCGCUGUAAGAACUGCAAAACCAACAUCCAUGAACAUUGUCAGUCCUAUGUGGAGAUGCAGAGAUGUUUCGGCAAGAUUCCCCCUGGUUUCCGUCGGGCCUAUAGCUCGCCACUCUACAGCAAUCAGCAGUACGCUUGUGUCAAAGAUCUCUCUACUGCCAAUCGCAAUGACCCUGUGUUUGAAACUCUGCGUACUGGGGUGGUCAUGGCAAACAAGGAACGGAAGAAGGGGCAGGCAGAUAAAAAAAAUCCUCUAGCAGCCAUGAUGGAGGAGGAGCCAGAAUCUGCCAGACCAGAAGGCAGCAAACCCCAGAAUGGAAACCCUGAAGGAGAUAAGAAGGCUGAGAAGAAGACACUUGAUGACAAACACAAGCAGCCUGGCUUCCAGCAGUCUCAUUAUUUUGUGGCUCUCUAUCGCUUCAAAGCCCUGGAGAAGGACGAUCUGGAUUUUCCGCCCGGAGAGAAGAUCACAGUCAUUGAUGACUCCAAUGAGGAGUGGUGGCGGGGGAAAAUCGGGGAGAAGGUUGGAUUUUUCCCUCCCAAUUUUAUCAUUCGGGUCCGGGCCGGAGAACGCGUGCACCGCGUAACGAGAUCCUUCGUGGGGAACCGCGAGAUAGGACAGAUCACACUCAAGAAAGAUCAGAUCGUGGUGCAGAAAGGAGACGAAGCCGGCGGCUACGUCAAGGUCUACACCGGCCGCAAGGUGGGGCUGUUCCCCGUGGACUUCCUGGAGGAGAUUUAGGCGCUCGCCUGCUGGCGGGAGACACCCACGCCCCCAUUCUGGGCGGGCCCAGUGGAGCUUGGGGAGGCAAGGGCAACAGCAACUGGACUGCCGGGUAGGCAGGGGCGGGAAGGCCCGCAAGAGCCUGACGGCUUCUGCGUAGGGGCUGGUUUCCGCCCCUUCCUGACCUAGGGCCUGGGGCCCUGACGCCCAGAGCAGCCGCACAGGCCUCGGACCUAGCCUUCGAGAGCUAGAAAAAGAAAAUAUCUCACUGGGGGUGGAGGGACGGAGGCACUAACUGUCGAAUGUUUCGAAUUCACUAAAGUUUUGACAAAAGUUAGAAAAGUUA